Molecule: messenger RNA, 339 nt
Organism: Uncinocarpus reesii 1704
Lineage: Eukaryota; Fungi; Ascomycota; Eurotiomycetes; Onygenales; Onygenaceae
Exons: 1
Coding region: 1-339 (112 amino acids)
Source: RefSeq, a predicted model, not a curated record
AUGUGCUUCUAUAAUCAGAAGAAGUAUGCCUGCGGCGACUGGUCGUGGAGCAGUUUUGCCGCCAAGUGCAAUCACGAGUAUCGAAUGGGCGAAACAUGCGGCAUGAAACUCGUCAACCACACCGAGUUUAUUCAAACUCAGUGCAAGUUGUGUGAGAAAAUCGCGACAAAGUACCGCAGACGAGACGGCGAGCUUGCACGGAUACGCCGCUGGCAUGACGAGGGCAGCGUCAUGAAGGCCUCCAUUGAACGGUCACAGUCCGCCGUCAAAGACUUGGAACAGGAGAUCAAGCAGCUCGAAUACGAACGACAGAUGAAACAGAGAACCCUGGGGAAAUAA